UCUCCACUAUUUCACUCGCUAGUUUUUAAUCCCUUUUUCUCCUACUAAUAUUUUAUAUAAACACAUUACAAAUGCGUUAUCCAUCUAGUUAAUACUCAAAAUAUUUCAUUAGGGAAAUAUGAAAACAUCAGCAGUUGCAUCUGGAUUAACGACGUCGUUUUGUCUGUCGGAUAUCUAUAAUUACUCGUGGCGAUGUUUCAUUGGUUGCAUAGCCUCUUUAUAUUCUAAGAGCACUUAUUGUUCAAAUCAAAACUUCGUCGUUUUAAAGCCAGCUUCUAGUAAACUACUAAGCGUAAGCCCCGAUGUUCUUCUCUUUCUCUUGAUCCUUCCUUCGUUUCCCUUCGCUAUCGUGUAACAAUGGUGCUCGAGGCAACAAUGAUCUGUAUUGAUAAUUCGGGGUGGAUGCGAAGCGGUGAUUACUUUCCCUCUAGAUUUGAAGCUCAAGUCGAUGCUGUUAAUCUUAUUUGCGGAGCUAAAACUCAGUCUAAUCCUGAGAAUACAGUGGGAGUUUUAACAAUGGCAGGAAAAGGAAUUCGUGUUUUGGUCACUCCUACCAGUGAUCUUGGCAAAAUCUUAGGUUGCAUGCAUGAUGAUGGAGGGAAGACGGAGAAGCUGGAAGUGCUUCUUGCUGCUGUUAACAAUAAUGAUACCAGUCACAUUGUUCAUGUUCUUGCUGGUCCUAUCGCUCUCUCUGAUGAACUUAUAAGUACUCCUAUUUUCACUGGGGACAGGGAAAAUGGAAGCGGUUUUGCCACUACGACAGCAGCAGCUGCAGCCGGUGGCAUCUCUGGUUUUGAGUUUGGUGUGGAUCCCAACCUUGAUCCUGAGUUGGCCUUUGCUCUUAGAGUUUCAAUGGAAGAGGAGAGGGCCAGGCAAGAAGCGGCUGCUAAAAAAGCAGCAGAGAAGGCAUUUAAACAAGAAAAGGGUGGGGAAGAACAAUCUAGCUCACUGCAAGCAACAAUGACUGAACAUGCUAGUGGGGGAACGUCAGAAGUUGAUAAUAAGAAAACUGAUUUAUCAGAUGAUGACAAUGCUUUACAACAGCAGGCUUUUACAAUGUCUAUAGAUGAGCCCGCCUCUAGCCAUAAUUUACAGGAUACAGACAUGUCAGAUGUAGCUGCUGAUGAUCCAGAGCUGGCAUUAGCUCUUCAAUUAUCUGUGCAAGGCAGUACAAAAGAUGCAUCUAGUCAGGCAGAUGUGAGCAAGUUGUUGGCACACCAGUCCUUCAUGUCAUCCAUCCUUGCACCGCUUCCUGGGGUAGAUCCGAAUGAUCCUUCAGUUAAGGAGUUGCUUGCUUCCAUGCAAAACCCGUCUGAGUUGCGGCAGAAGCAGGAUGAGGACAAGGCACCAAAGAAGGAGGAGAAGUGACGUUUCUUUGGAUUUCUUUUUUUUUUUUUUCAGGUUGUACUAUCUGAUUUUGCAUAGUUCAUGAUACAGCGACUGUCAAUAUGUGCUAGAUUCUUCUAAUUUGACAGUCACCUAACUAACCUUUUGGGCAGUUGUAGUGUCUAGUAUGACUGAUUUUUUGUUUUUUAUUAGAUUCCUUGUGCAGAUUUGAAGCUCUUCAUUCUGGCCACCAAGAUGUAUGUUGAUGGCUAUUAUUUGUUCUAAGGGCUUUGGAAGAGCUUCUGCUAUUUUCGUGUCAAAAAUUAGUAAUGUUAAAAUGAAUCUCAUUGAUGUUUGCACGGUUAUAUAUUUAUUAUAUAUAUUUUCAUGUAUGGAAAUUUAUUUGCAAUGAAAUCCAUCUUUAGUUUUC
Messenger RNA from Durio zibethinus, 1756 nucleotides. RefSeq names its product 26S proteasome non-ATPase regulatory subunit 4 homolog. Gene Ontology annotation, biological process: proteasome-mediated ubiquitin-dependent protein catabolic process. The record is from RefSeq and is a predicted model, not a curated record. Gene Ontology annotation, molecular function: polyubiquitin modification-dependent protein binding. Gene Ontology annotation, cellular component: cytosol; nucleus; proteasome regulatory particle, base subcomplex. Lineage: Eukaryota; Viridiplantae; Streptophyta; Magnoliopsida; Malvales; Malvaceae.